CCCGGAUCUAGUGUGUCAGCUGGACAGCGUCCAGGGCAUGGUCGACGCCCUCAGUUCCGUACGAUGGAAGAGACAUCAGGACGCAGUGGUCGAGCUCUCCGAGCACGGGAUCGUUCUCAUCGUCGAAGAAAGCGGCUGCCUUCAGGCCAAGUUGUUUUUAGUGUAUGAAUAUGCAGCUGAAGGGAGGCCGAGGUUUGGGCUGAGCUUAGGCCUGUUUGUGGAUUGUCUCAAUACGUUCUCAGCGCCCGGGCAUGCCCCAGUCAUCGAGAUUCGGUACCCAGGCCCAGAUAUGCAACUUUUGCUCAAGUCAGUAGACUCUCCAGAUGCGUGCAUCUAUGCGGAGAUUAGAACAAGGAUCCCAGAAACCAUCUCUUGGGACUACAAUUUUGAACCUGCAGGAAGUGUUCCUGUCACUUUUACCGUUAGGUCUGCAGUGUUAAAAGAAGCGGUAGAUGACCUCGAAUGGCCAGGUUCCAGCAUCCAGCUGCUUCUUCAGCCUCAACCACCCUCUGUUACUUUCAGAGGUGAAGGUCAUGGUGACAUACAGAUUGAUUUCCAGUAUUAUGCGAAUAACGAUCUUUUGAUAGCGUUCCAGUGUGAUCAUCGCAUCUCAUACAGGUACAAGUAUAAAUUCCUUGGAGCCACAACUUCGAAUAUCCCUAGCAGUGUUUUAAAGGACAACAGAGGAAGCAAACUCUCAAUUGGGAGGGGAGGGUUGCUGAAGAUCCAGCACUUGGUUUCAGUGCAAAGACCAGGAGCUCAACAUUCUUUCAGUGAUCAUGGCCAGCAGCCAAGUAGAAUUGCUUAUAUUGAGUUCUAUGUGAAACCAGAGGAGGAUGAUACUCCCAUCAUUGAUGACUCCUAGGCUUCAGAUCCACAUGUGCAUCCUUGUUCAUUUUCUUUUACAUGUCUCUUUUAUAUAUGCAUCAUUAGUUUAGAAAUUUGGAGAUUUUGUGGAUUAUGGGUGAUUGAUUGUAUUAAUGUCAUACAGAACUAGCCUUGGCCUAACAAAACGCGGUCAAGUUCUGGUGCGGUUAUUUGACUAACUAGAUUAAUCUUGGUCCGGCUAUUGUUCCA
Messenger RNA from Asparagus officinalis (garden asparagus), 1077 nucleotides. RefSeq lists its product as uncharacterized. The record is from RefSeq and is a predicted model, not a curated record. The transcript has 7 exons. The coding region runs from base 38 to 865 and encodes 275 amino acids. Gene Ontology annotation, biological process: DNA damage checkpoint signaling; DNA repair. Gene Ontology annotation, cellular component: checkpoint clamp complex. NCBI's taxonomy places the organism in Eukaryota, Viridiplantae, Streptophyta, Magnoliopsida, Asparagales, Asparagaceae.